AUGGAUUUGGUUUUAGCGUCGAGACGAAUCAGUACAAGGUGUUGCAAUCCUUUUAUCCGAUGGUCGACCCAGAGUGUCGCUCAAUCGACUACCUUGAGGUUGAGAUAUACUGUAUACACCAUAGGAACGGGAGUUUGGAGAAGCAUUGGAAAUGCUCCUAGUGACUUACUUAAGUUUCCCUUCAGUGCCCUUUUCCAUGAAGCUCUUCAUUGGGUCUCCCUUGCUGUUGAAAGUGCUGAAUGCAUACAUUCUUUCAGCUUUGAAACCGAGCAAUUUCGAUCACUACCCUUGACUAGCAACUAUGGAAGAGUAAAGAGAGAAUUUCAUGAUCUUUUAAAGUUGGGAGUUUUAGGAGGUUGUCUUGUUUUAUGUGUGUUUGGUGGUUGUGCUUCCAGGGAACUUGACAUGUGGGUUAUGAAAGAUUACGGUGUCCAAGAAUCUUGGAACAAGAUUCUUGUUAUUGAAGACUUGUACAUGAAAGAUGUGUCCUGUCACUACACUGAACCAGUUAUGAUUUUGAUUGAUGGGCAAAUCCUCAUGGCGUUCAACGGUCGGGAUGUGGUUUUUGAUAAUCAAGAGGUAAAGAGUCUCGGGAAAUCUCAAAUUACUCCGACUGGGUCAGCGUUUGAUGCAACUUCUUACAGUGCAUGCUUUGUUCCACUCUCCAAAGUUUUUAAAGAAGAGGAGGUGAAAAGGGUUCGAGGCAGUAACAUUCAAGAUGGUAAGAAAUCUGACAAGCUGCUUGCUGAAGGGAGUUAUCGUUAUGAACUUAAAUUGAUUCCGACAAUUGAGACUGCAUGCACUAUGUGCGGUGAGCAGUUGGGUUAUGUUUCAGAGGCUUAG
This is a messenger RNA of Prunus persica (peach), 843 nucleotides long. RefSeq names its product F-box protein At3g07870. Lineage: Eukaryota; Viridiplantae; Streptophyta; Magnoliopsida; Rosales; Rosaceae. The transcript is spliced from 3 exons. Bases 1 to 843 code for a protein of 280 amino acids. The record is from RefSeq and is a predicted model, not a curated record.